AUGACGACCCACAAUACGGAAGAAAUCGUGAAUCACUUACUUAUGCAAGAAGAUACGGAUCAAAUUCUCAAGAAGUUUUGGGAAUUGGAAGAAGUCCCUAAGAGUUCUCGUCUAACUCAAGAAGAAAGGGAAUGUGAAGAUCACUUCACUAAAACAACAAUGCGGGAUGAUGAAGGGAGGUACGUUGUCAAACUUCCAGUAAAGGACGGCGCCCCUUCUCUCGCUGAAAGCUACCAACAAGCUGAACGACGCUUUUUAUUACUUGAACAACGUCUCUUAAAAGACAAGCAACUGAAGGAUAAGUACGAAGCAUUGGUAAACGAAUUCAUUGAUCUAGGACAUCUAGAACUCGUUCCCGCAGCAGAAAUCAAAAAACAUUGCGCAGACGUGUUUUACCUUCCGCAUCACUGUGUGACUAAGGACUCUAGUACGACAACUAAGCUUCGUGUUGUCUUUGAUGCUUCAGCCAAAACGAGUGGUGGAGGUCCAUCUCUUAAUGACACACUCAUGACUGGUCCCGUGAUCCAAGAUAGUUUGUUCGAUAUACUCAGUCGCUGCCGAGUUCAUCACAUUGCCUUAUCUGCUGAUGUGGCCAAAAUGUAUAGACAAAUCUGUUUAACACAACCAGACAAGGACUUUCAUCGAAUACUCUGGCGAAACGAUCCAAAGAAACCCAUUAAGACCUACAGGAUGACUCGCGUGACCUAUGGGACACGUUCAUCUGCAUACCAUUCAACUAGAUCCCUCACGGAAACAGCUUUAGAUGUUGACAACGAAAUCACCGCUCAAGUCAUAAGAAACGAUUUCUAUGUCGACGAUGCUCUUACAGGUGCAGACACUGUGGAAGGGGCAGUCGUAUUACAAGAUAAUCUUAUAUCAACACUCAAGAAAGGUGGUUUCGAUCUUCGAAAGUGGUCAAACGAUUGCCCACAAGUAAUCACAAGAUUACCGAUUUCAUUGCAAGAGGCACCCGAAGCCUACACAAUCUGUGACAAACAGCACUCAAUCAAGACCCUUGGUGUGAAGUGGCACCCAAUCACUGAUCAAUUUUCGUUCACUGUAACAAGAAAGCCUGAAAUAUCAAAGUUGACAAAGAGGAAACUGCUGUCUGAUGUUUCCACAUUCUACGAUCUCAUGGGCUGGCUUUCUCUUACAAUCUUACAGUUCAAGAUUCUCUUGAAAGAAUGCUGGCUGGCUAGAUCUGAUUGGGAUGAACGACUUCCGGAAUCUAUUGAGAUGUCAUGGAGAAAUUCUAGAGAAGAACUUUCUUUGUUUCAAAAUUUAACAAUCAACCGACCCUUAACACCACUUUCGAAUGAUCCUAACGACGUCACAGCCUUGACGGCAGGUCAUUUCCUUAUAGGAGCACCCUUGACGUCACUUCCUGAUAGUUUACCGAACAAGGAGACAGCCUCUGUGACGCUUAAGCAAC
Messenger RNA from Symsagittifera roscoffensis, 1432 nucleotides. RefSeq lists its product as uncharacterized. The transcript has a single exon. The annotation marks the transcript as partial. NCBI's taxonomy places the organism in Eukaryota, Metazoa, Xenacoelomorpha, Acoela, Convolutidae. The record is from RefSeq and is a predicted model, not a curated record.